GGCCGAGGCCCCGCGCGGACACGCGGACACACGCGCGGCCCGCAGAGGGGCGCGUGUUUGCAGGUGGCGGCGGGCGGCCGGGGAACCCAGGAAGGCGGCGGGGACGGACCGGCCUCUUCCCCGCUGCGGCCCAGGGGCCCGGCCCGGAGUUGGGGGCCCCUCGUGGCGUCCGGGGUCCCCGUGGGGAAGGAACUGAGUGUGGUUUCGUGCGUCGCGGGCUCCAGGACCGCCCCUCCCGGUGCCUCGUUCACCUCCCACUGCGGUGCGUUGGUCCUGGGGAAGUUGAGCGGGCCGCCGAGUGAACGGAGUCACUAGAUCACUCUGACUGGAAGUCAGCUGUCUGUCGUCACUGAAGCAGCAGCUCCUGAGUGUGAAGAAAAGAGGUCCCUGCCUGGACAGAGGAUUGUGGCCCUCCCUCUAGACCUCUCUGGACGUAUCUUCCCAGCAUCCUCUAGCAAAGAUGCGUCAGCUCAAGGGGAAGCCAAAGAAGGAGACGUCCAAGGACAAGAAGGAGCGCAAGCAGGCCAUGCAGGAGGCCCGGCAGCAGAUCACCACAGUGGUGCUGCCCACCGUGGCUGUGGUGGUGCUCCUGAUCGUAGUGUUUGUGUACGUGGCCACGCGCCCGGCCGUCACCGAGUGAGCGCUCCGUUCCAGCUCUCCUCUAGAGAUGUCUACAGUGCCGAGCUCCAAGCAGGAGUGCCCUGUCUUCUCCGGUCUUUGACUUGACUAAAAUUUCUCUACUUGUUUGGGGGAGGGAAUAGGGAACAUUUUAUCAGUGAAUGUGCCAUACACCUGAUGGUCCACUUCAUGUGCCUUUCAGACUUCAAAGCAGAGCGUGUGUGUGUGUGUGUGUGUGUGUGUGUGUGUGUGUGUGUGUGUGUCUUUUUCCCCCUGAAAUCGAUGCAUAGCUGACCUGGGGAGUGGAGGACUCUCUGGGUGAGGCUGUUGGAAUCAGCACCACCCUCCCUCCCAUUCCUGCAACAUGCUUUCCUGCUCCCAUUCACAACUACAGGGGACAGCAUUUAUUCUUUGUGCUUGAUGGGAUUUGAAAUAUGUUGACUCAAAGUGAAAUAUUUAUUUUUUGAAUAAAGGAGAUAAUAGUCUUAAA
Peromyscus californicus insignis is the source of this 1108-nucleotide messenger RNA. It is a transcript of the gene Smco4, whose product is annotated as single-pass membrane protein with coiled-coil domains 4. NCBI's taxonomy places the organism in Eukaryota, Metazoa, Chordata, Mammalia, Rodentia, Cricetidae. Bases 461 to 640 code for a protein of 59 amino acids. The transcript has 3 exons. The record is from RefSeq and is a predicted model, not a curated record.